GAACAAUUUCCUGCAGUCAUGUCAGUGUGCAAGAAGCAGAUUCUACCUGCAGAGGUGUAAUUUAAAGGGACCAUGGAGCAAACUUUCGUCCGAACUCGGCCACGUUCAAUGGAUUUCAAAAAUCUAUCAGGAAGUAGUUUAAGUACGAUCGUUCGAAAGCAAUAGGGCACAUACACAAAUGGAAUCGAAGAAGUGCGCGUGCCAGGCGUCUGAAUCAAGUUCAGAUGAGGAGGUCGUGGAUUCGAUUGUAGUUGCCCAUACGCCUGGAGUCUCUAUAUCACCUACACACCCUAGAGAUGCGUUGUCUUUGGAAGGAUUUAAUAAUGAUUUUGUUCCACCUUUGGACACGAAACACCAGUGCCAGAUCUGUAUGCUUGCCCUUCGAGAACCUUAUCAGACUCAAUGUGGUCACCGAUUUUGUCACAGCUGUAUCUUACGAUGGAUUCGGCAACGUCCAACCUGCCCUAUGGACAAUAAAACUUUAACCGAGGAUAUGUUAUAUCCAGAUAACUUCGCCAAGAGAGAAAUAUUUUUAUUAAAAGUGAGAUGUAAGAACAAGAGUAGAGGUUGUAGCAGCGUAAUGGAGUUAAAUUAUUAUGAGGAUCACCAACCUGUUUGUCCUUAUGGUCUAAUCCCGUGUCCGCUUGGUUGUGGUAUGGAUGUUAAAGUAAAGGAUGUCGAAAAGCAUGAAAAAUACAUGUGCGUUUUACGCCGAUAUGAAUGUAACGAAUGCGGUGAUCAGCUUACGUACCAGAAAGUUGGGGAACACCAGAAUACGUGUCCGAAAUCUAAAAUUCCCUGCAGGUUUUGCCAGGUCAUAAUGACAAGAGAUAAGCUUGAUCAUCACCAACGAAAGGAAUGUCCCGAGGUCUUAACAAAGUGUACAUUUGCUUCUUAUGGAUGUGAUAUCGUGGAAAAGAGAAAGUCUUUAGACAAUCAUAUCGAAAAGUCAACGAAUAAGCACUUGGAAUUACUUAACCAAUUCAUCCUAAACCACGGGCUAUUUUGGGAAUCAGGCACCCAUGGCUUGGAUGAUUUCACACCACGAUGCCAUGAAAACUCCCUGUCAAGGAACGCUGCGCAAAGAAGGCCAGCAUCUUUGGACUUUACACAGGGUAGAAGAGGGGAUUCAACUCAAGAUGUUUCCAGGCAGGAAUCGGAUGUUUAUGCAGGGUCAGAUCCUGGCCCGAUGGCGAGUGGUUCCAGUGACUACGGUUCAUGUAGUUAUAGAGAAGGUUUUAACAGUCAUGGUGCUAUCUUGGACAAGUGUGGCUCUAUCUCUUAUCCGCCAGCUGGACACGAAGCUCAAGCCAAAAUAAAAUCUCUACAACAGCAGGUUGUUGAACAAGGACAAGUCAUUGUUGAACUGCAGGGUAAAGUCUUGCAGCAGCAAAACUUAAAAGAUGAGUUAGUGCGCAUGCAGUCCAAGCUUGAGCAGGUUGAAGAACGGGUAUGCAAUGGACAGUACAUUUGGCGAAUCGACCAAUAUUCUAAGCUCAUUGAAGAUGCCACGAAGGGAAAAAUGACCGUGAUACAUAGCAAAGGAUUCUAUACUAGCAUCUACGGGUAUAAAGUGUGUCUACGAAUUAACCUGAACAAUAAGGGAACAUACUUAUCCAUAUUUGUACACCUAAUGCAAGGGGAUUACGAUGAUUUCUUAGACUGGCCAUUUUCGGGGAAGAUUUCCUUGCGAGUGUUAGAUCAGAACACGUUGAUCCGAGAGAGAAAACCUGUGACAGAAACAUUUGUUGCUGGUCCGCAAUUGGCAGCAUUUCAAAGGCCAACCUCCGCCAGGAACCAUAAGGGAUUUGGCUACAUGGAAUUUAUACCACUCGGUGUGAUACGUGAUGGGACUUAUAUAAAAGACGAUACGUUAGUCAUAAAGGCCGAAAUAUCAGAACAUAGGCCGACUGAAUAGAAAUAUUAGGAAUUAGGAUGGAAAUAUUGAACAUUCUGCCUUCCUCGGCAUAUUUGGUGAUAAAUUUUCAAGAGUUUUAACAGGUAAUCCCUUGGACGAUGGAUCGAUUUGUCUUCUUUGGUGCAUGUAACCUUUAGUCUUCGAACAAAAUUAUUAGCGAAGUUCUUUGCGAUAACGAAAUUCGGGUCUUGGCAUAAGGCCUGCUCUUUACGUGACAUUGCCUGCACAGUACAACUGCGAGUUACAGCAGUGCACCUCUCACUUUUAAGUUAAUAAUAUGUCAUGCAAAGAUAACUUUAAAGGCACUCUACGGGUUUAAGACAAAUCAUAUUGAAUCAUUACGCAUUGCAAGAGUUUAAUUCAAUGCCUUUUUAUGUUCAGACCUGCAGCCAAACAUGUAUUACCCCGAAAUUGAGUUGCAGGGAAUUGAGUUGCAGGGAAUAUCAGACAAGUGAUUUCCAUUCAAAAUCUUUAUAAUAGUCUAACUGCAUUGACUGACAUAGAUCAGAGAUUCAACCAGGUCGAACUCCUCUAAAUAGGCUACGAUGUCAAAUCGCGGACAGCGACCUUGAAUGAAAUCUGGCAUUCCGUCGUACGAUGCGGAUUAAAAAAGAACGGAUCGGAAUCUGUUAAUUUUGAACGAUAUCGUGGGUCUCAUCUUGCCCUUGCCUUAACUUGGGUAACAGACAGUCACUGAGCUCUUUAAAGGGACUUGACGCGCACAUGGUAAUAAAUCUUGGGAUUAUCGCGAGUGGUAUUCUCGUAGCAUCAGGAGCUCUAGCCUGGACUCGAAAGUUACGAAUAUCUCUUGACGUGUCACUGUCAGUGUCAUUUGAAUUCAGUCUCCAACCAAAGCAUAUGUCGUGUAUUGAAUAUCGGGAGCUUUUUAUGCCACCAUUCGUCUUUUCACACGAGGGACUUCAUCUUUCGUCUUAGGACGGGCUUGUAUUGUAACUUUUCUAAUUUAGAUAUAUGUAUGUAUGUUACAGCCCCUUAAGGACUGCUUCAAUAUAGGCACCUACACUGGCUCCUUCUUUCUCAAAGGUUCUGUUCCCUGAUCCUUUGAGUGUAGAGUUCGGGGAGGGAGGGGGGGGGUUGGGUAGGGGCAGAAUAACUACCUACUGAAGAGACGAGGAGCCAUGACUCUUUACGACGAACUGUUCAACGGUAAGUGCAGCCCUUAUCAAGGCUAUGUGUUUCAAUGUUCAUUCUCGCUUGAGGGAGAAAAUAUAAAGUUUUAUGA
Messenger RNA from Lineus longissimus, 3161 nucleotides. RefSeq names its product TNF receptor-associated factor 6-like. Gene Ontology annotation, molecular function: tumor necrosis factor receptor superfamily binding; zinc ion binding; ubiquitin protein ligase activity. The record is from RefSeq and is a predicted model, not a curated record. Lineage: Eukaryota; Metazoa; Nemertea; Pilidiophora; Heteronemertea; Lineidae. Gene Ontology annotation, biological process: tumor necrosis factor-mediated signaling pathway; lipopolysaccharide-mediated signaling pathway; innate immune response. Bases 179 to 1918 code for a protein of 579 amino acids. The transcript is spliced from 7 exons.